Molecule: messenger RNA, 4247 nt
Organism: Harmonia axyridis
Lineage: Eukaryota; Metazoa; Arthropoda; Insecta; Coleoptera; Coccinellidae
Product: GRIP and coiled-coil domain-containing protein 2-like
Exons: 4
Coding region: 168-4166 (1332 amino acids)
Source: RefSeq, a predicted model, not a curated record
UCUAACCAUUGUUUGACAGCCACGUCCGUGUCAAUUAAUUUUAAAGUAAACGUAUCAAAAAAUAUUUCCCAAUUUCCAAAAAUCAGACUAGCUAAUUCUAGUUUUAAUCAAAUUAAUUUAUGUCAUAGCAAUAUAUCUUAUUCUUUAGAUGAUAAAACGAAUGAAUAAUGGAAAACAACAAAACCACUGAUAAAAAAAUUAACUUUGAAGAUUUGAGCAAAGAUGAGUUGGUCAACAAAUGUAAAACACUUUUUUCGAUCAUACAGAAAGCUAAACAGAGCAAAUGUAUUUUGCAGAAAGAAAUAAAAGACUUGAAGUCAAAGCUAGAGAUAGAAGUUAACAAAAAAGAAAUUAACCCUGCAUAUGAUGAAGUAAUUCAAGACUUAACUCAACAAAAACUAAAUCUUGUCUCUAAUAUAGACGAUUUGAAGUUGAAGAACGACGCUUAUAUCACCAGCUUGAAUCAAUAUAAGGAAGAAAAGAAACGAUCAGAAAUCGAUUUAAAUAAUUUAGAUAAUGAAAAUAUUGCCUUGAAGAGACAAAUAACAAGAUUGUCCGAUGACAACGAACAAUUGAUGAGCCAUUUAGAAUCUCUGGAAAAACAAAUUCAACAGCUGAACCAAAUUGGGCUUGACCAACAAAAAAAACUUUUGCAAUUGGAAGAAAACAAUAUGCUUCUUAAUAAUUCUACUACUUCAAAGGAUCAAGAAAAAAUUCAGGAAUUAGAAAAAAUGUUAAGCAUCAGUUUAGAGGAAAUAAAGAAAAUCAAAAGUGAAAAGGAAAAUUGUAAAGAUAAAGAAAAUAAAGUAGAUUCUGAUUUACAGGAUCUGAAUAAUAAAUUCAAAGAAAAACUAAGGAAUUAUCAUUCUAAAAUCAUAAAAUUAGCAAUAAACAUAAAGGAGUUGAAAAAUGAUAAAGAACAAAUCUUAAAUCAGUUCAAAACUUAUGUGGACCAAGUAAGAGACUGGAAAGAUAAAUUACAUAUAGCUUCUAACAAUUUAUUAAAACUUCUCAACCACCUUGAAAUUGAAAAUGACAAUAUAAAGAAGGAUAAUGCUCAUUUGAAAGAUUUAAAUGAACAAUUCAUUAAACAACUUGAGGAUCAUAAAACUGAUGAUGAAAAAACCAAGGAAUUGGAAGAAAUAAAAACUUUAGAAAUGAAAAACAAAACAUUGAUGGAUGAAAUUACAGCAAUUAAUAAAAAGUUAGAGGAACAAAGUGCCCUCGGUGACAUUCAGACUGAAAACAUGAAUUUAAAACAUGAAAUUGAGCAAUUAAUUGCAGAAAAUAGUUUGAAAUCAGAAAAACUCAAAAAAGAAUUAACUGAUUUUGAAAUGCAAGUAAACCAAUUGGUGGUUGAAAAAGAAGAACUUUAUAAAAAUAUGAUUGAGGAGAGAGAACAUUCCCUAGAAAAUAUGUCUAUAAAUAGUAAGAAAAUAGUAGAAUUGGAUGGAAAAUUAGAAAUAUACCAGAAAAACAUUGAGGAAUGUAAUAAAGAAAAAAGUAACUUGAAUGAUGAAAUUACAAAAUUGAAUCAAUUAUUAAGCAAUCAAGAAGCAACUAUUGCGGACUUGGAUCAGAAAAAUAAGGAUCUCAUGAGUGAAUUAGAUAAAUCUUUGGCAACAGAGAAACAAUUGGCAGAAAAAUCAGGUGAAGAAAUGUUGAAAUUGGUGAGAGAAAUAGAUACCUUAUCAAAUACCAUAACAAAAUUGAAUGAGAGAAUAGAGGAUUAUGAACGAAAGGAAGAACAGAUCAGAAGUAGAGUAUUAGUUAAUGCGGACAUACAAACAGAUAACCAAUUUAGAACUGACCCGGAAAUGGAAGAACAAAUUGCCUUAUUGAAAUCUGAAAAUUCACAACUUUUGGCCGAGAUGAAUGAAAUGAACCAAGAAAUGAAAGAAAGAGGCGAGAAUUUGUCUAAACUAGAAGCUCAUUGCAAAGAAAUUAAGAAAAAAUUGAAAAUUUAUGAAACACAAGCCAAUUCAAAUGUCAAUAAUAUAACUGAAAAAGAAGAAAUAAUCAAAGAUCUAAAUGCAAGAAUUUCUGUUUAUGAGCAGACGAUUAAUAAUUUGAAGAAUGAAAUUGAAAUUUUGAAAGAAAAAGUGAAUUCCAAUUGUGAGAAUGCAGAAAUAGAUAUCAUGUCAACAUCAACAAUAUCAAGAGCAGAAGAAAUAGAAAGGUUGAAGGAUUUAGAAGGUUCUUGGGAAGAGAAAUAUGGGAAAUUGAAGAAUUUAGCUAUUAAAUUGAAGGCCAAACUGCGAGAACAAAUAACGGAAGUGAAUACUGAGAAAUCUGAAAAAAUGGAAUUGCAGCAAAAGUUAAAUAAUGCAUAUGAAAAUCUAAAAAUCCUUCAAUCCCAGUAUGAUCAUAUAAAUGAUGAAAUGGAUGAAUUAAAAAAAAAAUACCAAGAAAGUUCGAAAAGAGUAGCAGCUAAUGAGGAAGUUAUAAAAAAAAGAGAUUUAAGAAUAUCCGAAAUGCUAGAAGAGAUAAAAUCUUUUCAAGAAGGAAAAACUUCUACUGAAACAUGGAAAAAACAGAUUGCACUAAAAGUUCAAGCCUUACGAAAAGAAUUGGAAGCAAAGGAAAUAGCACUGAAGGAAUGUGAAACCAAAAUAUCUUCCUUGAAAUCAGAUUUAGAAACUAAAGACCAAACACUCAAAACAGAAAUAGAGAACCAUAAAAAAACCAAGAAUUCUUUACAACAUUUCACAAAUGAGAGUAAAAAACAUACAGUCCUCAAUCUUGAAAUGCAAGAUUAUGAAAAAAGUGUCAAAGAUCUUUCUUUGAAACUAGAGAAAAAGAAUGAACAAAUUGCUAGUAUGAAGGAGCAAAUUGAUGGUCAAAAAAUUGUAAACUCCACUCUUGUUGAACAAAAAAAUAAUUUACAAGAAAAGGUGGAUUCUUAUGAGACAAGUCUAGAAACAAUAACUAUUGAGAAAAAUGCUUUUAUGAAAAAAUUAUAUGAGGUAGAAAGUAUUCUACAGAAUAAAGAAGAAAUUAUUGUUGAUCUUUAUCAACAACUCGAAAGUAUCAGAACCCAGAAUGAAGAGCUUUCUUCUACCCUUUCAAAUGAUAUUGCUGAACGUCAGAAAAUAAUCAACUUGUUAAAGGAAGAGAAGGAAAAUCUGUAUGUACAAAGUCUGAAUUUACAACAGAGCACUAGAGAACUGCAACAAAAGCUGUUACUCAGAGAAGAGGAGCUUUUAACAAUAAAUACAGAAUUCGAAAAUUAUAAAAUCCGUGCUCAGAGUGUUCUAAGACAGAACCAAAAUAGGGAUAUUGGUCUCGAGGAGAAAUUGAACGGAAAUGUGUGUAGCUUAUUGUCUCAGAUAGAAGUUCUCCACUCGGAAAUCAAUGAAUUAAAGAAUUCUAAUACAGCCUUGGAAAGUUUGAAUGAAACCCUGAAAUUGGAACAUGCUUCUUUAAAACAGGAUAAUGAAAAAGUUUCUAAUGAUUUUAAGGACAUCAACGACCAAUUAGAAAAACUACAGUCUAAAUACGACGAAGCAAUACUUGAACACAAAGACACCAUGAGAUCUUUGAAGGUCCAUGCAGAAACCUUGGGCCAGUGCUACAGACAACAGUUGUCAGAUCAAGAAGUGAGACACAAUAGGGAAAUAAUAGAGCUCCAAAGUAAAAUAGAAAAGUCACAAUCCCCUGCCGAAAUACCACUGCCUUCUCUACCUGGCUUGACAAGAGAAGAGGGUGAAGGUUCUGAGAGUACAGAAAGUAUUAAUAAUCUACCUGUGCCCUUGGAGAAACUGUUGAGUGAAGAGGAUGAGCACAAGGUAAACAUUCUAAAGAAGCAGAUCAAUCAGCAGGAGUCCAAAUUAAACCAUCUUACCGAACUGUUGGCCGAUACUGAACAGGACUUGGCCAAACAUAUACAAAUGAAUAAGGUGCUGAAGGAGGAGAUCAGAAGACAACAAAGGGCCGUUGAAAGGGAAAAGCACGCAGAAAAUUUGGAGUAUUUGAAAAACGUCGUUUUCAAAUUUGUGACUCUGCACAAUGGAGAUGAAAGGAGUAGAUUAGUCCCAGUGCUGAACACAAUUCUAAAAUUGAGUCCAGAAGAAGCCAAAAAGCUUGAUAUGGUUGCAAAAGGCGAUCCGGGUCUCAGAGCUUGGUCAUCUUAUUUACCAGUAUGGUCUUCCUCCAAUAAAUCCUGAAAAUAAUAUAGAUAUUAAUUAUUGUAAAUAAAUAUUGUUAUUUAAAUGUACAUACAUAAUAAAUCUUCAAUGCACUAGAAA